Molecule: messenger RNA, 898 nt
Organism: Aspergillus homomorphus CBS 101889
Lineage: Eukaryota; Fungi; Ascomycota; Eurotiomycetes; Eurotiales; Aspergillaceae
Exons: 1
Coding region: 170-898 (242 amino acids)
Source: RefSeq, a predicted model, not a curated record
GGUAACUGAGAAUAACAUGAUCGCCAUGAUAUAAGCCACAGUAGCGUACGACUUUUGCCUCAGGCUCAAUCAAAGACCACUGUUCUUGAUAUCAAUUCCACUGCCUCUUUUCUACCAUCCCACCCUCUGACAACCCAACCAACACAGAAAUCAGCACCGAAAUCCCAAAAUGAAGCCCAAUACAAGCAACACACCACCGCCCUCCCCCCCAGAAGACAAACUCUACCACCUGAUCCUGCUCAUCACCGCAAUCGCCAAAGACCCCACCAACAACCUCACAGGCCGAACCCGCAUCCUGGGGACCUACCUCUCCCUCGACACCGCCAAAGCCGCCGCAAACAGCUGCCUCUUCGACGCGGGGUACGAGCGGGAGUUCUUUGAGCGGUACGAGUCCCGCUAUAGCUCCAGCUCCAGCUCAAACACGCCCGAAGCAUCUCCCCCAGCCAACAACACCAACAUCCCCGGCCUCGCCAUCCUCGCCCAAACACCCGACGGCACGACCUUCCGCGUCUGCAUCCAAACAACCCCGAACACGAAACACCUGACGCUGGCCCUGGGCGACGGCCGGGUGCCCCUGCACCUGUACUACGUCGUGCAGACGACCGUCUCGGCCGAUGACGACCAUCCGAGGCUGAGCGUGCUGGAUGUGUUUUUGGCGUACCAGGCGGCGAGGGAGUGCGCGGAGCAAGCGUUAUUGGUGGGCGAGGGGCAAGGCCGAGAGUAUGCGAUGUAUGUGCAGGCGGCGCCGUAUGAGAAGGAUUGCGGGUUCGGGGAGGAUGUGGUGGUGCAUGCUACUGGGGUGGACGGGGAGAAUUAUUUGGUUAGUGUGUUGCGGACGGAGGAGUUGGAUAGUGUGCGUGUUGCGGAGGAGGCCGGGGAGAUGGCGGUUGAUUUGUAG